AUGUUCCGCCUUUCAUUGACCAACCGAACUGGGCUAAAGGCCUCAAAAGCUUCCAUUCCAUUUUUUCGAUCUCACCAUUCCGUUGCACGGCUACAUGCAUCCCAAUUAGAAUGCUCGGAUGAACAAAGCCAUAUCGAAUCCAUCCACAAACAUCUGGAAACUACCGGGGUUUUGAAAAUCGAUCUGGGCUUCGAGGACAGCGAUAGUCGAUACAUGCAGCAGGUUAUUCUAAACCUACACAAGUUCCAUGGACAUGGGCUUCCGAUCACUCAUUCUGCGUCUCGAGGUUGGUUCUGGGAUGUUCGGCCUCUCGCCAGAGCGCAGCCUACUAUAACAAAGCCUGCGCGCUCUGAAACUGCACAGGAUUUCCCAUGGCACACAGACUGCAGCUAUGAACACUAUCCGCCUCGAUUUUUUGCUUUGCAAGUUCUUCAGCCGGAUCGAUGCGGUGGAGGGACACUUUCCAUUCUAAAUGUCGACCGGCUUAUACAAUUGCUACCCAUGGCCACACGGAUAUCUCUAUCCAAAGCUGAUUAUCGAAUCACCGUACCAGCGGAAUUUAUCAAGAGCGAUGAACGAUAUAUUACUGGGAGUAUUCUCGGCCAAGCGCUAGACAGUGGCUCAUCCGAGUUAAGGUUCCGCGAGGAAAUCUUGACCCCCUUAAGCAGUAGCGCAAGGCUGGCGAUUGAAGAGCUUGGUAAAACACUCCACAGCCGGCAGGCAAGAGAAGCAACAGUUGAUCUGACCCCGGAAUUGCUUCCUCGGGGGUCGAUUAUUCUCAUCAAUAACAGAAAAUGGCUUCAUGCCAGGAGCGAGGUGAAAGAUCCGCAACGUCAUCUACGCCGAGUACGUUGGGACGCCCGGCCCUUCGUGGCUGGAGAUACUUUACCGUUCGAACACGUCGACAAUCUGGUAAACAGCCAUCUGUAG
Molecule: messenger RNA, 930 nt
Organism: Ophidiomyces ophidiicola
Lineage: Eukaryota; Fungi; Ascomycota; Eurotiomycetes; Onygenales; Onygenaceae
Exons: 2
Coding region: 1-930 (309 amino acids)
Source: RefSeq, a predicted model, not a curated record